Messenger RNA from Colias croceus (clouded yellow), 815 nucleotides. Its product is annotated as protein FAM177A1-like. The record is from RefSeq and is a predicted model, not a curated record. NCBI's taxonomy places the organism in Eukaryota, Metazoa, Arthropoda, Insecta, Lepidoptera, Pieridae. The coding region runs from base 95 to 523 and encodes 142 amino acids. The transcript is spliced from 2 exons.
AAUUGAAAUCAUGAUAUCAGAUGAUAUCAAUAAACCGUGCAAUAAACAAUGACAGUCUCUAAAAUUAUAACAUCAAUGAAUUAAAAUAACUACAAUGGGUGAUAUUGAAAACAGUCAAGUCGAAUUGACUAUAAACAGACCGAUUAGAAUUAUACAUUUUAGUGAUGGUACUCAGGAAGAAAUUGAAGAAGACACCGUAGACGGAGUAAGCAGUGCUAAACCUGAAAAUAAUGUUGAUCCAAAAUCUUUAGCAUGGGCACCAUGGUUUUCCUAUUACGCUUGGAAAUCAGGCACAAAAAUAUUAGACGCAGUGGACUAUGCUGGGGAAAGCUUAGCUAAUUUUUUCGGUAUCACCACACCCAAAUACCAAAUAGAAAUCAAUGAAUAUGAAAGAAUGCAGGAAGAAAAGAAAAGUUUAGAGGAAGAGUCCGUUGGUUGGGUUCCAAGGAAUGCGGGUGGCAAUAUACCUUUAGUAUUAAAUGAGCCUGGUAAAGGGAAUAAUAAUCAACCUCAGAGUCAGUGAGAGAUUAUGCUCAGCUUUUACUGUAUAGAAAUGACUGCAUUUUGGAUAUGUCAUAAUUUUUUAAUACUGUCUUAGAAUUAAUUAAUUUAUAGCUUUUAAACACUGCUUGAGUGUUAAAAAUUAAUAAUAUAUAUAUGGCUAUUGCUUAAUACUAUUAAUUAUUUUAAUACAUUAAUAAUUUAACAGUGAUUCAAAUGGGUAACUGAUACACAACAUAUAUAGAUAUACCUUUUUAUCAAAUAUUUUGUCCUUGCUAUGAAAUGUAUGUUUUGGUAUCACAUUUAUAGGAAAC